AUGUAUCGCUGGUUGGUGGCUCUGGCGGCCUGCGCUGGGCAGCUGGCCCUGGCAAACCCCGUUCACCCGCGAGAUACCGACUACUUCAAGCCCAAUUCCACAGGCUUUCGCAUGCGCCAUGGUUUCGAAACGGUCCUGGUGCAGCCCUUUGGGUACGACGGGUUCCGCGUGCGCGCCUGGCCUUUCCGGCCGCCGACGGGGCAGGAGCUCAGCUUCGUGUAUGACCCCCCUCUCGAAGGCUUUGAAGAUGGUCAAGCGCAUGGUAUGGACUACGACACGGCUUUCACCGGCAACGAGUCCCUGGCCAUUCGCAACGGGAACAUGAUCGUGCGCACGACCGGCUGGGGUGGCAACCCCGGCGGAUAUCGACUGGCGUUCUACCGCGUGGAAGAAGAUGGUUCCGAGACCCUUCUCACCAACGAGUAUGCACCGCUCAAAUCCGUGAACCCGCGAUACUACUCGUGGAACGGCCCUGGCGCCGAGUUCUCCGCCGAGUUCACCUUCAGCACCACGCCCGACGAGCAGUUCUACGGCACUGGCACGCAGCAGGACCACCUGGUCAACAAGAAAGGCACCGUCAUUGACCUGAUCAACUUCAACACGCACAUCCCCACCCCCGUGUUCAUGAGCAACAAGGGCUACGGCUUCGUGUGGAACAUGGCGUCCGAGGGCCGCAUGGAAUUCGGCCAGCUGCGCAACAAAUUCACCGCAGCGUCGGCCACCCUGGUCGACUACGUGAUUGUCGCUUCGCCCGCAGGCGACUACGACACUCUGCAGCAGCGUCUGUCCGCCCUGACCGGGCGUGCUCCGACACCACCCGACUUCGCUCUUGGCUACAUCCAGUCCAAGCUGCGGUACGAGAACCAGACCGAGGUCGAGCUGCUGGCCCAGAACUUCAAAGACCACAACAUCCCCGUCGGCAUGAUCGUCAUCGACUACCAGUCGUGGGCAGACCAGGGCGACUGGGCGCUCGACCCGCGCCUCUGGCCAGACGUCGCCGCCAUGGCACGCAAAGUAAAAGAGCUCACCGGCGCGGAGAUGAUGGCAUCGCUGUGGCCGAGCGUGUCCGACGACAGCGUCAACUACGAGGCCCUGCAGAUGAAUGGGUGGCUGACGGCGACGCGCGACGGACCGGGCACCACCGACUCCUGGAACGGCUCGUACAUCCGCAACAUCGACUCGACGAACCCGGACGCGCGCCGCUUCCUCUGGGACACCCUCAAACGCAACUACUACGACAAGGGCAUCCGGAACUUCUGGAUCGACCAGGCCGACGGCGGCGCCCUCGGCGAGGCCUACGAGAACAACGGCCAGUCCCUGUACAUCCAGUCCAUCCCGUACGCGCUGCCGAACGUGCUCUACGCCGCGGGCACGCAGCUCGGCGUCGGGAAGAUGUACCCCUGGACGCACCAGAUGGCGAUCGACGAGGGCUUCCGCAACGCCACGGACUCGAAACCUGGUUCCGCGUGCGAGCACAUCUCGCUCAGCCGGUCGGGAUACAUCGGCUCGCAGCGGUUUUGCAGCAUGAUCUGGUCCGGUGAUAUCACCUCCGUCUGGGAGACGCUGGGCCUGCAGGUGGCUAGCGGGCUGUCGGCCGCGGCGACAGGCUGGGGCUGGUGGACCGUCGACGCGGGCGGGUUCCAGCCUGAUCCCACGGUGCCGUGGAGCGCGAACAUCGACACGCCCGAGUACCGCGAGUUGUACGUGCGCUGGCUGCAGUGGACGACGUUUUUGCCGUUUAUGCGGACGCACGGGAGCCGCGAGUGCGACAGCCAAAACGCAUACACCUGCAACAACGAGCCGUGGUCGUAUGGCGAGGAGAAUACGCCCGUCAUCGUGUCGUAUAUCCAUCUGCGGUAUCAACUUGGUGCGUAUCUGCGCGCGAUCUUCAAGAAGUUCCAUGAGACCGGUCGCAGCAUCAUGCGGCCGUUGUAUAUGGAUUUCGAGAAGACGGAUCCGCGGAUUCGGACUAUGACCCAGGCGAACACGAACGUCACUACCCAGCAGUACAUGUUCGGUCCGCGUUUGCUGGUCUCCCCGGUGACUACGCCCAACACGACCGAGUGGCCAGUGUAUCUGCCCCAGACGGGCCAGAAUGGCACCAAGCCGUGGACGUACUGGUGGACGAAUGAGACGUAUGCCGGGGGGCAGACGGUGAAGGUCCCUGCGCCGGUGGAGCAUAUUCCGGUGUUCCAUCUAGGUACGAGAGAGGAGAUAUUGUCUGGAGAUGUUUUUUAA
Messenger RNA from Aspergillus terreus NIH2624, 2238 nucleotides. RefSeq lists its product as uncharacterized. The transcript has a single exon. Gene Ontology annotation, molecular function: hydrolase activity, hydrolyzing O-glycosyl compounds; carbohydrate binding. NCBI's taxonomy places the organism in Eukaryota, Fungi, Ascomycota, Eurotiomycetes, Eurotiales, Aspergillaceae. The coding region runs from base 1 to 2238 and encodes 745 amino acids. The record is from RefSeq and is a predicted model, not a curated record. Gene Ontology annotation, biological process: carbohydrate metabolic process.